AUGUCGAGCAUGUAUGUGAGCCAUGAACUUUCUAGUCUGUCAAAACCAGCAUCUGGCAGAUUUUCCUAUAGCCAUGACUCCUACACAUCUUCCUGCUGUGAUGCAGGAAAUUCUUACUUAUUUAAACCUUUGAUAGGUGCAUUUUAUGAAAUUGUUCAGAGCUUCCCUCGAAUGGAGGAAAAUGUGCGAGUGGAUUCAUAUGUAAGCAGCAACAGGUGGAGAAGGCAUUCAGAGUCUCUCAAAUCAAUUGACACCAACAGAGCCAGCAUGGGGCAAGAUUCCUCUGAGCCAGGGGGUUUCACAGACCUGCUGCUUGAAGAAGGACAUGACAACACCACCCAGAUUGAGGAAGAUACAGAUCAUAAUUAUUAUACUUCAAGGACGUAUGGCCCAUAUGAUUCUACCAGCCGGGAUUUGUGGGUCAAUAUAGACCAGAUGGAGAAGGACAAAGUAAAGAUUCAUGGGAUCCUUUCCAAUACGCAUCGGCAAGCUGCAAGAGUGAAUCUGUCCUUUGAUUUUCCAUUUUACGGUCAUUUUCUACGUGAAAUUACUGUGGCAACUGGGGGUUUCAUAUAUACUGGAGAAGUUGUACAUCGAAUGCUAACAGCUACCCAAUAUAUUGCACCCUUAAUGGCAAAUUUUGACCCCAGUGUAUCAAGAAAUUCAACAGUCAGAUACUUUGAUAAUGGCACAGCACUAGUUGUCCAGUGGGACCAUGUACAUCUACAGGAUAAUUACAACCUGGGCAGUUUCACUUUUCAGGCCACCCUUCUCAAUGAUGGGCGUAUCAUUUUCGGCUACAAAGAAAUUCCUGUCGCUGUAACACAGAUAAGUUCAACCAACCACCCAGUGAAAGUGGGACUUUCAGAUGCGUUUGUGGUUGUGCACAGGAUCCAGCAAAUUCCCAAUGUCCGAAGAAGAACAAUUUAUGAAUACCACAGGGUGGAGCUACAGAUGUCAAAGAUUACCAAUCUCUCAGCUGUUGAAAUGAUACCUCUUCCAACUUGUCUCCAGUUUACCAGCUGUGGUCCCUGUGUCACUGCCCAGAUUGGUUUCAAUUGCAGCUGGUGCAGUAAACUCCAAAGAUGCUCCAGUGGAUUUGACCGUCACCGGCAAGAUUGGGUAGACAGUGGCUGCCCUGAAGAGGCAAAAGAUAAGAUCUGUGAGAAGAAUAUAGACACAACUGAAACACCUCCAUACUCCACCACCACCCUUCUGCCAACCACCACAAGGUUCAGAGUUUUAACAACCACCAGAGGAUCCACCACUUCCCACCUUCCAACUAGCCUGCCCACAGAAGAUGACACCAAGAUUGCACUGCACCUAAAAGAUAAUGGAGCUUCGACAGAUGACAGUGCAGCAGAGAAGAAAGGUGGAACACUUCAUGCUGGCUUAAUUGUUGGCAUUCUAGUCCUGGUCCUUAUUGUGGCUGCAGCCAUCCUCGUGAUGGUCUAUAUGUAUCAUCAUCCGACGUCAGCAGCCAGUCUCUUCUUCAUAGAGCGACGUCCAAGCAGAUGGCCAGCAAUGAAAUUCAGAAGAGGAUCUGGACAUCCUGCCUAUGCUGAAGUGGAACCAGUUGGAGAAAAAGAAGGGUUCAUCGUGUCAGAGCAGUGCUAAAAUUUCUGGGACAGAACACCAGUACUGGCCUACAGGUGUAAGACAUUUACUUUGCCUCUCUUUAAAGAAAAGGAGCCCUAAGCUGCUGUAGCCUGAUAGAAAGAAGAUUUUGGAUAAGCUUUGUCCAAGAAGAAAAACUAUCUAAGAUACCAGAUUACUACUGCCCAGUAGUUUUUGUUAGUGGACUGAGACACAAUGGUUCAUGCAGAACACUUGUCAGUGGACACCUACAGUAUCAGAACUAUGGCACAAGUGCCAUAUUAUUGGCUUUAGGUGUGGGGAUGCACAGUAAUCAGAAGUAUAAUAAAGCUUUGGUGCACAAGAGUGUUGCCCUUUGGUUUAAGUGUUCUCUGUUAUCUCAAAGACUGAGGGACAAAUCUGUACUGUUUCAGUGCAAAGGGCACUGAAUAGUGUUCACAGGUGAUUGAGAAUAGUAUCUCAAUGCAGGUAAAGAAGAAAAAAGGAACUUACCAAUAUUUCUAUAAGCAGAUGUGAAAUAUACACACUUUUCAACUCUAAAUUAACCUACCCACCUGAGUGAGUCACAAUGUAAAUGCUUUCCAGGAGUAUUACGUUUCUUGUACAUUGCUGACAACAGAGAAUUUUCACGGUGGUGAAAUUAUUUCCUGGGAGUUCACAGUGAAGUUGGGCUGAUUUUCAGUUUCAGUGUUCACUAAAAAAUGAAUUAUCAGAUUUGUUUUAAGGGAUAUCUUUCAUUUCUCAGCAGGAGACUGAAGUAAAGGCAACAGAUCCUUUUAGCUGCCAGAGAGCUUAUGGACCAUUUCUUAGGCAAUGUGAUAUGAAAAAAUAAGAUUUAAAAUAAAUGGGUUUCUAUCCUUUGCCA
Molecule: messenger RNA, 2461 nt
Organism: Manacus vitellinus (golden-collared manakin)
Lineage: Eukaryota; Metazoa; Chordata; Aves; Passeriformes; Pipridae
Gene: PLXDC2
Product: plexin domain containing 2
Exons: 14
Coding region: 1-1617 (538 amino acids)
Source: RefSeq, a predicted model, not a curated record